CAGAAGAAGCAUGUUCGCAGAAAGAGCGAGCGACUUGUGUUAAAGUUGGAAUAAAGACUAAAAUAGCGAAGAUGACUACAGUAGGAGCAGGAUUAGUACUAAAUAUCAGAGAAAAGGGAAGCUUGUUCAAGGAUUUUGGCAAAAAAGAAAGUACAACUACCUUCAACAAAGCAAAUGGAAGUGGCACAUCAUCCGUCUUCAUAAAGAGAGUAACUGGCAAGAGUUCAACUCGUGUCUUUUCAAAGGCUCUUGCUGUGAGAUCCUCUCUCAAAAAGACUCGUGAUCUGGCAAAAUUAAGUACUGAAAAGCAGAAUGCGAAAUCAUCAGCCAUUAAAACUGGUAGCAAUGUCUUUACAAAAAAGGCAGAUCCCAAUCCCCAGAAGAAGGUUCAGAGUGCGGGAGGGAAUCACACCACUGGACCCCCGGCAAAAGCUCCCCCAAACAAGAGUCCGAGCAACAUUCCAAAGGCACCGCAACAGAAGAAUGAAAAGGGUCUUGGAGAGAAGAAGACUGCAGGAACAGGGGGAAAUAGCAACAUUAGUAGUCCCUCAGGUGGAAAGCCCAAUACUCCAGUGCAGAAGAGUUUUGGUGGAGGGAAUGCAACUGACAAGGCAGCCUCAAAACCGAACAGUUUCCAGAACAAGAAGCCCUUUCAGCCGCAGCAACCAAAACAAACAAAGAGGGAUGGAGCAGAGCAUGGAGGUGCACCACCAAUAAAACGUUUCAAGAAUGACAAACAAGUUGAGGGGCCAGAUUCAGGACAGACAGCAGGAAAUACUCACCCUCAUAGUAAAGAAGGUGAUCAGGCAACAGCACCUCCUUUUGCAAGACAGAAUCGGGAAGACAAUGCAUAUGAAGACAGGAGGGAUGGAUACACAUCAUCACUGUUCUACGGAAACCCUGACAUACCAGCCAUUCCUCAGACCGACGUCAAGCCUGUCUCUGAGAAGGUGUUUUCUGAGGAGUCGUUCACCACCUUGGAUAUUGCCCCACAAUUAGUAUCAACACUAGAAAAAUUAGGCUUCCGAUCAAUGACAACGGUGCAGCAAAAGAGCAUGCCAGCUAUCCUGUCUGGUAAGGAUGCUCUUGUGAAGUCCCAGACAGGCUCUGGAAAGACUCUGACGUACGCUCUGCCUAUCAUUAAUAAACUCAUGUCGCAAACACCACAAAUACAGAGAAGUGACGGCCUCCUUGCCUUGGUAAUUGUUCCAACAAGGGAGCUUGCACUUCAGAGUUACCAGUGGUUUGAGAAAUUGUGUAAGGCCUGUGUUUGGGUAGUCCCUGGUUACCUUAUUGGAGGAGAGAAGAAGAAGGCAGAGAAGGCUCGGUUACGGAAAGGCAUCAACAUUCUUGUAGCGACAUCAGGCCGCCUGAUUGACCACAUCCACCACACAAAAUCCCUAAGUCUAGCCAAGGUCAAGUACCUGGUCAUUGAUGAGGCUGAUAGGUUGCUCGACAUGGGCUACGAGAGAAGUGUGACAAGCAUUAUGGAAUCUCUCAAGGAGCAACAAGAAUCCACUGACAGACAGACUAUUAUGCUCUCAGCUACUCUCUCUUCAGGGGUUGAAAAGCUAGCAGGCAUGAGUCUUGUCUCUCCGGAAAUUAUUGAUGUCAGCCAAGAGGGACAGGAUGGGAAGCUGAUGUGUGAAGCUCUGGCAACCCCAGAGAACCUCUCGCACAAUUAUAUACUGGUCCCUGCGAAGCUCAGGCUUGUCACUUUGGCAGCAUUUAUACUCUCCAAGUGUAAGGUCGGGGAUGAAAAAAAGAUGAUUGUAUUCUUCGCAACGCAGGACUUGGUGGACUUUCACACUGAGAUCUUCUCUCGCCUUCUCUCCAGGUAUGGAAAGGUGAAAGAUGAAAGACCAUCCUUACUGAAGCGAGCAGAGAAAGUUCUGGCAGGAGAGGAGGACAAGGAAGAAGAGAGUGAAGAGGAAGAAGAGGAAGACACAGAGAGGACCAUUCUAUUCCAAAAGUUGCAUGGCAGCAUGACUCAGCAGGAGAGAUCAACAGUUUUCAGAUCAUUUCGUGAAGCAUCUGCUGGUGUGCUGAUGUGCACUGAUGUUGCUUCAAGAGGUCUAGAUUUGCCAAGAGUGCGUUGGAUUGUUCAGUUUAAUGCUGCAUGCACAGCUGCUGACUAUGUCCACAGAGUGGGGCGUACAGCACGUGUCAAUUCUGCGGGUUCAGCUGUUGCAUUCCUAGCUCCCUCAGAAGCCCCUUACAUUCAGAUGCUUGAGAAGCACAAGAUUUUAUUACAAGAAAUUAGAAUGAAGGAGGUACUCAAAAGCUUUAGUUUUGCCUGCGAUGAUUACAAUGGCGAAGAUCAGCCUUCUAUGAGAUCAGUGGAAGAAUUAGCCACCAACUUCCAGCUCAGCGUAGAAAAUGAACUCGUCAGUGACCAAACCAUGCACGACAUGUCCCGCAAAGCGUAUGUAUCCUUUGUCAGGGCUUAUGCCUCUUACCCCAAAGAAGUGCGUGAAAUGUUUAGCUUCAAAGCUCUCCAUCUCGGUCACUAUGCAAAGAGUAUGGGGCUCAGAGACACUCCUUCGGCCCUUGGUGCUUCAGCAGCCUUCAAAGCAAAGAGAGAGUUUAAGGAGAAGCGCGAAAGGAAGGAGAAGAGAAAGAGAAUCCAAGUGAUGAAUCAGAAGAUGGGUAAACUACCAAAGUCGGCAAUGUUCUCAGAGUUUGACAGCGGCUUAGAUGCUCUUCCUCCAGCAGGCGGCAAAGGCAAGCAAAAGAGAUGAGAAUUAGCAAGAGACGGAGGAAGGGGGACGAGAGAAUGAGUGUGUUAUGCAAUAGUACAAGCAGUCAUGUCUUUCAAUUUAAGUUCAGAAAAAUUCUAUUUUUGUCGAGGUGUGUAUAUAUGUGUGAUGUUAGGGUGUGUAGCAUAAUUCAUAUUAUUGUUAAUACUAUUAUUAAUGUAAUUUCUCUUUUUUUUAUAUGGAGAAAACUGUAAUAAUUGAUAUUAUUAGUAAUACCAUCAUUGAUGUUUUUAUUUCUUUCCUCUUGUUAAGUUGUAAUAAGAGAUCCACUGUGUUGUUUGGAAAAUGUUAAAGUAACAUUACAUGUACAGUAUGAAA
This is a messenger RNA of Penaeus vannamei (Pacific white shrimp), 3077 nucleotides long. Its product is annotated as ATP-dependent DNA helicase DDX31. The record is from RefSeq and is a predicted model, not a curated record. Lineage: Eukaryota; Metazoa; Arthropoda; Malacostraca; Decapoda; Penaeidae. Gene Ontology annotation, molecular function: ATP binding; nucleic acid binding; RNA helicase activity. Gene Ontology annotation, cellular component: nucleus. Gene Ontology annotation, biological process: ribosome biogenesis.